This is a messenger RNA of Oryza brachyantha (malo sina), 2076 nucleotides long. Its product is annotated as protein phosphatase 1 regulatory inhibitor subunit PPP1R8 homolog. NCBI's taxonomy places the organism in Eukaryota, Viridiplantae, Streptophyta, Magnoliopsida, Poales, Poaceae. Gene Ontology annotation, molecular function: protein binding; mRNA binding. The record is from RefSeq and is a predicted model, not a curated record. The transcript is spliced from 4 exons. The coding region runs from base 495 to 1763 and encodes 422 amino acids.
UUCUCAAAUCCUCCAGCCCUGUCCCCGGACCCUUCCCCGCACGCACGCCGCCGGUCGCUUCGACCCUCCACCUCGCGGCGCCGCCCCUUCCCGUCUUCCCUCACCGCGUUGGCCGCAGAGGAAGGCCACCGGCUGAGAGAGUCGGGGGACGGGGGCUCGGGGGGACCAGCGUCCGCAGAGGCCGGCCCAGCAGGCAGGCAAUCCCCAAUCUCCGCCACCAUCUCCUUCCCCAACCAAAUUGCCGCCGCCGCCGCCGCUGCUGGAGCCGGAGCAUAUCCCUGCGGCCUCCCGACGGCCAUGAUCUCGUCUGAAGCUGCCGGCUCAGCCUGGUGGAGAUGAAUCCGGGGUAGCAGCUGUUGGCUCUCGGGGAUUCUUGCGCGGGCAAUCUGCGUGCACCACACACUAGUGUUCAUUGCAGUCUGCAGGAGUGCAGGACCCAUCAGUUGCUGGAUUUGUUGUGGUAGAGACCAGAAGUAUUGGUGAUUGCAGCGGAUAUGUACCGUGGCGGGCUUGACCGCUUCAAGAAGGCUCAGGCCCUGGAGCCAUUCUCGGUUCAAUCUAGUUCGACGGCCAAGAAUGCACCGGCGGUGCCGAGGACAGCUAAAGCACCACUGCCUCCAUUGACACUGCCGCAGAAUUCACAUGCUGGAGCCAGCCAGAGUCACCAGAGUCCACAGGGUACCAGUUUGAGGGUGACCGGGCAAGAGACUGGGGUGCCGGGCCAUGUCGGGACUCAGAUUGGUGGUGGGCAGUCAGCGUGGCAGCCACCUGACUGGGCGAUAGAACUGCGUCCUGGGGUUUACUAUCUUGAGGUGUUGAAAGAUGGGGAGGUCAUUGAUCGAAUCAAUUUGGAGAAGAGGAGGCAUAUAUUUGGGAGGCAGGUACCUGCAUGUGAUUUCGUGUUGGACCAUCAGUCUGUAUCACGACAGCACGCUGCUGUUGUUCCACACAGAAAUGGAAGCAUAUAUGUUAUUGAUUUAGGAUCUGUUCAUGGCACAUUUGUUGCAAACGAGAGAUUAACUAAAGAAAACCCUGUCGAACUUGAAGUUGGGCAGUCACUUCGUUUUGCUGCAUCAACCAGAACCUAUGUUCUACGAAAGAAUACUGCUGCCUUUUUCCCAACUCAUAGUCUUCCAUCAGAUGUCAGUCUGCCAUCUCCUCCAGACCCCAAUGAUGAAGAUGCUGUGGUUGCAUACAACACAAUACUUAACCGCUAUGGCAUUAGUAAAUCGGACUCGUUAUCCAGAUCAAAAGAUUCUUCGGGGGAUGCCUCUGGUGCAAAUGAUGAUAAUCAGCCAGCUGGAAGGCCCUUGAAGAGAAGUAAAAAACUAAGAGUGUCAUUUAGAGAUCAGGUUGGAGGAGAACUUAUUCAAGUGGUUGGGAUUUCAGAUGGCGCAGAUGUUGAAACUGAACCAGGCCCAGUUGGUGUGAAGGAAGGCAGUCUUGUUGGAAAAUAUGAAUCCCUUGUACAGGUUACUGUCAUACCAAAAGGAAAGGAGCAACCUUCAUCAAAGGAAAGUGCCUCCCCCAGUGGGGUAACUGAUAAGCUGAAACAAGUUCUUAACAAAGUGAAAAGCACAUCAAAGGGUGGAAUUUAUGAUGAUCUUUAUGGUGAUUCUGUUAAAGCACAACUGGGCUCAUCUUGGGCAUACAGGUCAGAUGACCAGGCAGAAAAAGUCAAAGCUACUGAUGAGAAGAGGUCUAGUGGAAAUAUGGAUGCAAAUUCAGCUCAUGACAAUGAUGACUUGUUUGGUGACUUGUGACUGUUAGCAUUUUCAAUCAGUACAGAGAAAUGAAUCUCUUGCAAAUGCUUAGCAGUAUAAGUAUUUUGGUCUGUCAGGGGUAUUUUUCUUUGUUCUGCAUGAUUGUAUCCUGCUGCAAAUGAAGGUAUCAAGCGCUGGAUGGUACUGUUUAUUCGAACAUUUGCUCUUUCUUGGGAUUGAAAUGGACAGAAACAAAAAAUGCCAACAUCAGAUGAACUAUGUAAAGCAUUAUGCAGAUGUCAGAAUACGCUGUGUGAUGGACUUUCAUAUUUUGUUGGUAAACUGAUAUCCUUUCAAAUUGGGAUUUGCCGCC